AUUUAGAUGUCUAAAUUUAAAAAUUUUGAAACGAUUCUUUCAACAUGAGGUCUUUCCUUUGGUUUGUUUGGCUGCUAAACGUGAUCGAGAGUGUCCCAACGAAUUCCUUUUAUGAUACACGGGUGAUCAACGGACAAGAUGCUGUUUUGGGUCAGUUUCCUUGGCAGGUUGGAAUACAAGCUCGCUCUUUUAACAUCACAUCAAAUCGUCUAUGUAGUGGAGCCCUUCUCAAUCAAGAAUGGGUCCUAACAGCUGCUCACUGCGUCAAUGGGGCUGACAACAUAGUACUACAUGCUGCCACUAUAAGCAACUUGAAGACUGAUGGUAUUCUACAAUUCUCGAAACAGUUGAUAGUGCAUGACGGUUUCCUUCUGAACGACAUUGCCUUAGUUCAGUUCGAAACUCCUAUCAGUUUUAACGAAAAUGUUAGUGCUAUUGCACUAUCCGACGACGAAUUGGCAGCUGAUACUUUAGUAACCGUUGCUGGUUGGGGUCAUUCCAAUCAUGAUGAUUUAGACAACAACACAUAUAUUUUACAGUAUGGUACAGUUUCUACCAUCGAUAACACAGAGUGUCAAAAAAUUUAUGGGUCUGAUGUAGUUCGACCAGGCGUGGUUUGCACGGUCGAUGGACCGUCUGGAGAAAGUCCGUGUUAUGGGGAUGGUGGAGCACCACUUGUACUGGAUGCGGAUGGUGAUGCAGUACUCGUGGGUAUUCUAAGUUUUCUCAGUGGUGUGGAAUGUGGGGGCGAAUAUCCUUCUAGAUUUACAAGAGUUGCUUCGUACAGAGACUGGAUCAAAGAAAAAAUAAAUAUCUAGUUAUAGAGUUGCUGUUUUUUUAAUAAAAAAGUGUCUUUUUUUCCGUAA
Messenger RNA from Zophobas morio, 866 nucleotides. RefSeq names its product collagenase-like. The transcript is spliced from 5 exons. Bases 45 to 818 code for a protein of 257 amino acids. Gene Ontology annotation, molecular function: serine-type endopeptidase activity. Lineage: Eukaryota; Metazoa; Arthropoda; Insecta; Coleoptera; Tenebrionidae. Gene Ontology annotation, biological process: proteolysis. The record is from RefSeq and is a predicted model, not a curated record.